Messenger RNA from Humulus lupulus (European hop), 1136 nucleotides. RefSeq lists its product as uncharacterized. The record is from RefSeq and is a predicted model, not a curated record. The transcript is spliced from 2 exons. Lineage: Eukaryota; Viridiplantae; Streptophyta; Magnoliopsida; Rosales; Cannabaceae. Bases 297 to 971 code for a protein of 224 amino acids.
AAAGUAAAGGAGAUAAGUAUAACCUUUGGUGGUAAACGCUACUAUUGCUUACCUAAAACAGUACUAGUCAACGCAAUAUACUUGACUAUAUUGGAGUUGAGUAAAGUGAAGUUGGAUUCUCGGUGCUCAUUUAAUUUUCCAUUGUUGAAAUCAUUGAUAAUAUUGAUGUGGUGGAUAAGCUUUUGUUGGGUUCACCUUCGCUUGAGAAAUUGCGAUUAUGUUACUGUAGAUUAAGCACUGCUCUCCACCUACGUAGUUUAAGACUCAAGUUCUUGGAGAUUAAAAUAGAUGAUGGUAUGCUGGAGCAAAUUGAAGCGGUAAACCUUGAAUCUUUGACACUAAAAGGUAUUUACUUUAACAAAAUAAAUCUCUCAGUGUGCAAGGUCAUUAGAAAUCUCACAUUAAAUUAUGAUUGGGGUAUGAAAGAGUCGUCAUCAUUAGAAUAUCUUAUUUCAAACCUUCCUCGACUUGAGAAUUUGACUUUGAACAAUUGGGGAUUGAGGCACAUUAAAAUCUCAAGUCAUCACCUGAAAAGUUUCAAGUUGAAUAAUAAUAAUUCUGAAGGACUGAACCUUAUAAUUGAAUCAGCUCCAAAAUUAAAAUCAUUUUGUUAUAGAGGUAGUAUCAAAUUUAGUAUAUCAAUGCUGGAGUCAUCCAGUUUGUUGAAUGGAACGUUCAUAAUUCAUGACGAGCAAAAGAACUAUGACGGAAAUUGGUUUAUCAAUAUGAUAAAUUUGUUUUUGAAUCUCAAUUGUUCUUGGAAUACGAUAAGCAUGCACGUUGACUCAGUUGAGGCUCUCAUUUUGCCAGAAAACUUGAAGAGAUUUUGUCGUUCUCCUUUGGUUGAUUGGGAGCAUCUUAGGGUUACUACUGAAUGUAAACCAGAAAGAGAAUCAGAGUUGAGAGAUACUCUGCUGUGGAUUUCUCCUUCUUUAAAGACAUUGUCUAUAGCGAAAAGGGGCAUCUUUUAAAAACUUUUUAUUAACAUCUUAAACUUUGAUUAUGGGUAUAGAUGAUUGUCUUCUUAGUUUUCUUUGCUACAUUAUUCCUCUUGAGAUUGUAUUUGCUUUAUAGGUAGUUUAAGACUAAUGAAUUUGAAUGCCUACUUUGCUUAAGAAUGGGAUUUGUUUUUCUUA